CCAUAGACGUUAGGAAGGGUAAUCUUGCAUCGUGCUUGCUCUAUCGUUUUGGUAGACGGUGGGAAUCGAUUGACGCGCCGCAUUCAAGAUCUAGUCCUUGUAACAGACUGUGUGUUCUUCAAACAUCAGUUGUUAUCCUGUUUUAUUAUCGAAUAAGUUAUUAGAAUUAGAGCAAUAUGUCUGCCCCCGACAAAGACGAAUUAGUUCAAAGGGCAAAAUUGGCCGAACAAGCGGAAAGGUACGAUGACAUGGCAUCGGCGAUGAAAUCCGUUACAGAAACUGGUGUAGAACUCAGUAAUGAAGAAAGGAACCUCCUAUCAGUGGCGUAUAAAAAUGUUGUCGGUGCAAGAAGAUCGUCAUGGAGGGUAAUUUCAUCCAUUGAACAAAAGACUGAGGGCUCAGAACGUAAACAACAGAUGGCCAAAGAAUACCGUGAAAAAGUAGAAAAAGAACUCCGGGAAAUCUGCGACGAUGUGUUGGGUCUCUUGGACAAAUACCUUAUUCCAAAAGCUAGCAAUGCCGAAUCAAAAGUUUUCUACCUCAAGAUGAAGGGAGAUUAUUAUAGGUAUUUAGCAGAGGUAGCGACAGGAGAUACCAGAAAUAAAGUGGUAGAAGACUCGCAGAAAGCAUACCAGGAGGCAUUUGAUAUUGCAAAAUCGAAAAUGCAGUCGACACAUCCAAUAAGACUAGGACUUGCGCUCAAUUUCUCUGUAUUCUAUUACGAAAUAAUUACCUCACCUGCCCGUGCGUGUCACCUAGCUAAACAGGCAUUCGAUGAUGCGAUAGCCGAAUUGGACACACUAAAUGAAGAUUCAUACAAAGACAGCACCCUCAUUAUGCAGCUGCUCAGAGAUAAUUUAACCCUAUGGACGAGUGAUACACAGGGAGAAGCAGAUGAAUCCCAGGAAGCGGGUGACAAUUGAAAAAAGUGUGGCGUCCGUUUUUAAAUUUAUUCGUUGAAAAUGAAAUUUCAUGUAAGUUAACGUAUUUGUGGAACUUGGUUGUGAAGUUUCAUUGACAGUUUAAACAAGUUUCACUCAUGUGAAACUUUUGAUAUUUAACAAUGUUUUUAGAAAUAUAAUGUACAUUCAUUACAGAUUAUAUGUCACAUUUUCACACAACCAGCAAGAAAAAGAAUUCCAUAAUUUUUGUUUUGUCAAGGUCGAUCGAUAUAUGCUGAGACUUGUGUGAUUAGGUGUUCUGGUUCAAUCAUAUUCUUUUCAAUUUCACUGUUGUAAUAAUUUAUUUGAAAUUUCAGUAAUUUAGUUCUAACUUGUUAACUAUUAAAAUUUAUUUAAUAA
Coccinella septempunctata (seven-spotted ladybird) is the source of this 1301-nucleotide messenger RNA. It is a transcript of the gene 14-3-3zeta, whose product is annotated as 14-3-3 protein zeta. Bases 177 to 923 code for a protein of 248 amino acids. Gene Ontology annotation, biological process: signal transduction. The transcript is spliced from 6 exons. Gene Ontology annotation, cellular component: cytoplasm. The record is from RefSeq and is a predicted model, not a curated record. Lineage: Eukaryota; Metazoa; Arthropoda; Insecta; Coleoptera; Coccinellidae.